CACAAAGCUGAAAGUACAAGCAGGACAGAAAGUGAAACUGGGCACAGCCCCUAGUAUAAGAGCCCCCUACCCAGGAGAUGGCUGCACACAGAGGCUGGGCCCUGACAUGGGCCAGGUGACAGGAGGCCCUGGCUGGCGGCUCAGCCUGUUGCUGCUACCCUUGCUUCUGGUACAAGCUGGUUCUUGGGGGUUCCCAACAGACCCCCUGAGCCUUCAAGAGCUGCGCAGGGAAUUCACAGUCAGCCUAUACCUUGCCAGGAAGCUGCUUUCUGGGGUUCAGGGCUAUGUCCACAGCUUUGCUGAAUCUCGCUUGCCAGGAGUGAACCUGGACCUCCUGCCCCUGGGACAGCAUCUCCCCAAUGUUUCCCUGACCUUCCAGGCAUGGCGUCACCUCUCUGACUCCGAGAGACUCUGCUUCCUAGCCACCACACUUCAGCCCUUCCCUGGACUACUGGGAGGGCUGGGGAUGCAGGGGACCUGGACCAGCUCAGAGAGGGAGCAGCUGUGGGCCAUGAGGCUGGAUCUCCGGGACCUACACAGGCACCUCCGCUUCCAGGUGCUGGCUGCAGGAUUCAACUGUUCGGAGGAGGAGGAAGAGGACGAGGAGGAGGAAGAAGAGGAGGAAGGGAAGAAGCUGCUCCUAGGGGCUCUGGGUGGCCCCAGCCAGAUGUCAUCCCAAGUGUCCUGGCCCCAGCUGCUCUAUACCUACCAGCUCCUACACUCCCUGGAGCUUGUCCUAUCUCGGGCUGUUCGGGACCUGCUGCUGAUGUCCUUACCCAGGCACCCAGAUUCAGCCUGGGAUUCCUAACACCUAGCUUCAAGCCCCAUGGAGUGGCCUUCCAGCUCCCUUCCCUCACCAAGACUCUAAGGCUGGAGUCUGGCCAACUGUACAGGGCGGUCUCCAGCUCGUUUGCUUAGACCAGGCAGGGCUUCACUAGUUCCCAGCCCUAACCCAAGAAUUUAAAAGCUCUCCAGUCCUUACCAGAUAUUUAUUUCUUGGAUAUUUAUUUAUUUUUAGGAAAUGGUUUAUUUAUUGUUUGAUUCUUGAGUUAGGCCACCAUGCUGGGUGCCUAAUAAAGCUGUCCAACCC
This is a messenger RNA of Arvicanthis niloticus (Nile rat), 1090 nucleotides long. The record is from RefSeq and is a predicted model, not a curated record. Lineage: Eukaryota; Metazoa; Chordata; Mammalia; Rodentia; Muridae.